Messenger RNA from Colius striatus (speckled mousebird), 7156 nucleotides. It is a transcript of the gene DYRK3, whose product is annotated as dual specificity tyrosine phosphorylation regulated kinase 3. Gene Ontology annotation, molecular function: protein serine/threonine/tyrosine kinase activity; protein serine/threonine kinase activity; ATP binding. The record is from RefSeq and is a predicted model, not a curated record. NCBI's taxonomy places the organism in Eukaryota, Metazoa, Chordata, Aves, Coliiformes, Coliidae. The coding region runs from base 100 to 1830 and encodes 576 amino acids. Gene Ontology annotation, biological process: cytoplasmic stress granule disassembly; peptidyl-serine phosphorylation; positive regulation of cell cycle G2/M phase transition. The transcript has 3 exons. Gene Ontology annotation, cellular component: nucleus.
CCUCGCCGCCCGCCGCGGGCAGCGCUGGACGGCGGAGCGCGGGCAGGCGGCGGCGGCGCGGGACCCGGCGGGGGAUGGGGGCCGCCCCUCCCCGCCACGAUGCUGCUGGGCAGGAAGCCGGAGGCGCCCCUCGGUGCAGCUAGGUUUGGAGACGGAUUGUAUGACUCCUAUAUGAGGAUAGAUCAGAUUAGGUACCAAGAAUCUACAAAUGAAGAACACAGCGCCUCAGGACUUCCUUCCCUUGGAAGAUCUAAUGUUUCUAGCAACAAACUUGCAGUGAAGGAACACCUCUUGUCUGGAAGUCAAGUGGUCAAAGUGGAGCAGUUAUUUGAGGACUCUGGCAACAGAAGGAGUAGCACUCUUCAGUCUGCAGGAAUUACUGGUUCAGAAAGAUCUCUUCCUUCCCUGAUAAAAGAUAAAAGUAUAGAGGGCAUAAGCACUUCCAAAGGUGGAGUUAGUUCUUCAAAGGCACAUAAAGCCAUUUCCCAAGCUCCAGAGCAGGCUGUCAAACAGUACAAACAUCAGUUAUCUGCUUAUGAGCAGCAAGAGAUAUUUAAUUUUUCUGAAAUUUACUUUGUGGGUCCAGCUGCAAAGAAGAGACAAGGGGUAAUCGGGGGCCCCAACAAUGGGGGUUACGAUGAUGACCAGGGCAGCUACAUUCACGUGCCCCAUGACCAUCUUGCUUACCGGUAUGAAGUGCUCAAAAUCAUUGGCAAGGGCAGCUUUGGACAAGUUGCUAAAGUCUACGAUCACAAGCUCCACCAACACUUAGCCUUAAAGAUGGUUCGCAAUGAGAAGAGAUUCCAUCGCCAGGCAGCAGAGGAAAUACGGAUCCUGGAGCAUCUGAAGAAGCAGGAUAAGACAGGCAGUAUGAAUGUUAUUCACAUGCUGGAGAGCUUCACCUUUCGGAACCACAUCUGUAUGACCUUUGAACUCUUGAGUAUGAACCUGUAUGAACUGAUUAAAAGGAAUAAGUUUCAGGGCUUCAGUAUCCAACUGGUACGCAAGUUUGCUCACUCUAUACUGCAGUGUUUGGAUGCCCUAUACAGAAACAAAAUCAUACACUGUGACUUGAAGCCAGAAAACAUCCUCCUAAAACAGCAAGGGAGGAGUGGAAUCAAGGUGAUAGAUUUUGGGUCCAGCUGUUUUGAGCACCAAAGAGUCUACACAUAUAUUCAGUCUCGAUUUUAUCGGGCGCCAGAGGUAAUUCUGGGGAGCCGCUAUGGGAUGCCCAUAGACAUGUGGAGUUUUGGCUGUAUUCUGGUGGAGUUACUGACUGGAUACCCUCUUUUUCCUGGAGAGGAUGAGGGAGACCAACUGGCUUGUAUGAUGGAACUUCUUGGAAUGCCACCUCAGAAGCUUUUGGAUCAAUCCAAGCGAGCCAAGAACUUCAUCAACUCGAAGGGUCACCCUCGCUACUGCACGGUAACCACGCAGGCGGACGGCAGAGUGACCCUGAGCGGGAGCCGCUCGCGCCGGGGCAAGGCGCGGGGAGCCCCAGGAAACAAGGACUGGGUGACAGCACUGAAGGGCUGUGAUGACCCCUUGUUUAUAGAAUUCUUAAAGGAAUGCCUCAGCUGGGAUCCCUCCUCACGCAUGACCCCGAGUCAGGCUUUAAGGCAUCCUUGGAUUUGUAAACGAACGCCCAAGCCGCCCGGCACUGACAAAGCCUCCAAUAAACGGAUCUCGAGCUACACGAGUUCCUUCCCGGGAAUAAGUUCCAAGUUGCCUCCUGUCGUUGGAGUGGCCAACAAGCUGAGGGCUAAUUUAGCAUCCGACUCCAAUGGCAGCAUCCCUCUGUGUACUGUGCUCCCCAAACUGGUCAGCUAAUAGAGAAUUUCCAGAGUACAUACCGUGUAUUUUAGUUGUUAAUAUUGUGUAAGGAAGUUAAACGCUGAGGUUUUUAAUGGAUAUACUUUUUGUUAGAGGAUAAAUCUUGACUAUCAAAAGUUCAGUCAGUGUCCCCAUUUAAAGGGCUAACUUUUACCUGACUGUUUCACUCACAACAUGGUGCAUACAACAUGAUGGGGUUGGUCAGCUCAGCUGAUGGGUCAGAUGGAAGUUGCCAGAUGUGCUGUCUAAUAACACUGGUUUAGGAAUGAAAGUAUUUCUUAUCAGGACGGUUUAACAGAUUCUUUUGCUUAAGACAGCAAGAGAAGUUGAUUUAAAAUACAUAUUUUCAGUUCAUCUCCAACUGAAGUGUUUUUAUUCUGGGGAGAGUUUUUACACCUCUUGUCCAAAGCACAAGUGUGUUAAUGGAAUGCGUCAGGAACUCACUUGCAAAUUGCUAACUUUGAUUUGAAGAGUUUUAAUUCUCUGCACUGCUUUCCCCUUAUCUAUCCUAACUGAGAUUUUAAAAAACAUUAUGGGAUGUAGACAUCAAAGAAAUUUGGUGUUGAAAUUUUAUCAUCUGAAUACCCCUUUUUUUUUGUUUCCAAAGGAACAUAGAAAUGCCAGGAGAUACAGGUUAUAGCUGAGCUAAACUGCCAACUUCUGUACACUUGCUACUUCCCUCAGAAGUCUGUGGAAAGCUGGUAGAGGAAAUCAAGGUCAGGAGUUUGUUCAGGGCUAAUGAAUCAAUUCUAUGUUUCUUUGGAGCUCCAAUUUAAAUCAUCAGUUUUGCCAGGUAUGUGUGCUUUUGUUUUUCCUGUGUUGUUCCCAAAACACAAAUGUUGACCUUCAAGAGCUGAUUUAUAUACAUGUUUGAGAUUCUGGUCAUUUUAAAAACAUCUUUUUUUUUUUGUGUGUGGAGGGAAUUCCAUUGAAUUCCAUGGAGCUCUUUUAUUAAAAAGCAAACAUGCCACCCCUGUCAGACACAUAAAAGUCUUUAAGGCCCAGGACUGUAACUAGAAAAUGAGGGCAGAGGGCACACCUAGUAACUGGAAGCAUGCUCUGAAAUCUAAGAGGAAUCUGUGAAAUAUCAGGAGAGACUGAUAAGCUGCAAGAACUGGUGGAUCCAAACCAAAAUAUGGGAAGAAUUGCUUUAUUUCUAAUCAUAUUUCAUCAGGUCUUUGAGAGAGAGAUGUCUCUGUUUUCUCAUUCUUGAAAUAUCUGAGCUUGUAUUUCCUCUUUCUUUAUCUUCCAAGAACAUGAAAAGGUGGUGUGACCUGUAAUGACAACAGCACAACUCGUUUGGGUUGUUACUUCUUGCAGCCAUGUGGCCUCGGUCCAUGUACAAAAACAUCUGAUCUCUUGCCAGGUGCCUGAACACAAUUUUAAAUGCAAUUUAGAGCUUUUAUGAACAGAAGGGUUUAAAUUUAAUGAGUUUUGCUGUAGCAGGUUUUCAAUGUUAAAACAAGGAGCCUCUCAGUAUACAAACAAAGGAAUUACGAGGGUGAUUUUUAAGAUAAGGUGCCCACAUGUUCAAUACAAGACCCUCCCUCUGAGCAGAUGGGACUGCAUUUUCUGCUCUGCUGUUUCAUUACAGCACUGUGAAAUGCUGGGUGGAGGCCUGUAUAAAAAGACAGAGCCAAAGCUCCAAACUUUCCAGGACUGUUUUUUAAACUGAGGUUCUCUGGUGCGUAGCUUUUCCGAGUUCUUUGCUUUUAAAAGUGUAAAUUCAAUAAGCUUAGUAAUAAUAUGAAAAUAACAGUCCAGCCUUUAUCCCUUGCAGGUACAAGUAAUACCAACAUGCAGGGGAUGGUCAUAGUUCACGACAAUGCAUGAUUGGUAUUUUUUUAUUUGGCUCAACUGAGUGGAGUUUUAUUUGAAUGGAGAAUGAGGGAAGUGGAUUUUGGGGGAAGUGGUAGAAGAUACCAUCAAUUUUUGGUAGAAUCUCUAAUAGAUGUGGCAUGUUUUCAGAAGCCAGAAAUAUCCUCCUUCCUCCUCUGCUCUUUUACUCUAUGCAUUUCCUUACAAAAUAUACCUGAUGACUGAGGAGAAAGGAGGAGCUAUAGCUUGGUAGUAAAGAUGCAGAGAAAAAGCACUUUAUAUAGAGACCUAAAAGUGAUGGUGGUUCUGGAAUCUGGCAGGUCUGGAGGCAGCUGAGUGUUGAUGUGCCCAGAGCUGUACUAACAGGUCUUCUCUUAGGAACACAGAGCAGUAUCUUGGUUCUAAACCAUUUUCAGCUGUAAAAUGCCAAAUGUAGAAUAACCAUUUUCCUGUGACUUCUGAGAACUAGUUACUGAGGUAACUUCUAAUGUGGCAGCCUCAGGUUGACAGACAGUAAUCUUGCUUAAGGCUGGUGCUGUGAAACUGCAGAUAAAGCAAGAGCAUUGCCUCUUCUCUGGGAAUAUGAUUGCUGUGACUUGACUGCACAAGAUGCCUGUUGUGAGUUAUGUUUGACUGGAUCUUGCUUUCUUGGGAUUAUUAUCUUUUAAAAUCAAGUGCAUAGUUAAUUAUCUUCCCAAUUUGGGGCUCUUGUCUGUAUAGCCAUAGUAGUUGAGAAGGAAAAGAAAGCAGCCUACUACAUUUUACUACAUUGAAAUGAACAACUUCAGAACCCAUAGAAUACAGCUGAGAUGGUUUUGCUUUGUUUCCAAUUACUAAGCUCCAUUUUCUUGACAAAACAUUUGCAUUCAGUGAAUAGUGUGGCCUAGUAUUCCCAAACUGGGAGAGCCUUCCCAAUGAGCCAGCACAUCUCGUGUCUGGGAGAGAGCUGAGGAACUGUCCUUGAAAGCACUUGGCUUGUCAGUUCCCUGUGAGUUGGUGUGAUAGCUGCCCACACCAUGUAUGAGGGUGGUUUGUAAAGGGGGUCACAGUGCUGGUGUCUGGCUUUGCUCAGAUACAGUCCCGUCCCACAUUCACACUUUCUUCUCUGAAAAGCUAAAUACUAGUGAGGUCUGGGAUUGCCAGAAGUCCAUCAUUUUCCUUAGUUAUCAUACUGCUUAGAAUACUAAAAAGUAGUUCAAAGCUAAACAUGUCUAAAUAGUUUCACAGAACAGCUUUUUUGUGUGUGGUAAGUUUUUGCUUUGCAGGUCUGCCAGCACUAGUGAAGUUCCACUGGAACUUCAGUCUCUUCUUUAGAAAGUAGCACAAAACAAAUGCAAAUUCCUUAUGUUUACAGCAAAACAGACAUCACAUUUAGAAAAGUCACUUAAACUUGUUUUUAAAACGUUGUCUAUAAUAUUUCCUGUGUUUGACUGCACUGUUACUCUCUGUAUUGUAACUAACAGGCUCUGUUUAUUGUCUGUAUUUGUAGCUGUUUGGUUUAGCAAUAUUUUUACAUAAAGGAAUGGGAAGGCAUGAGUGUCACAUCCAACAGGUACACAUUGCCUUUACACUGGGGUCCAAAUCAUAUCUGCCUGUCCCCGUGACAGGGAGAAAGGUGAUUUAGUUGGAGCUGAGUGGGCAGGGAAGUUCUUCCUGUGGGACGGACACCCGGCUGCACUCAGUGCUCUGUGGGUUUGGCUUCACUGGCACCAACUGCUGCCUGUGACUGUUUCACAGCGGAGACUUGAUUCUGGAGAUCUUCUGUGUACAAUGGAUACUCUUUACUAGAGUCUUUUGGGGUUUCUGUUCUUCCCAUCCAGCUUGAAUAGGAACUCCAGUUAUCUGGUGAAUUCAUAACAGACUAACUGGAAAGCUUUAAGGUGACUUUUGUGGAAGAGCGAGUGUGUGGCUCAGUCUGCAGUUCUUUACAGACCUGUCAGGACUUUACUGCAGGUGAAAACUUUUUAACCAACAAUUUAUCAACAGAGGUUCUUUGCAAUGGUCAUCCUCUGAAACUACCUCCAAAAUAAACCUCUUCUCCUUUUUAAAGGGAUAUCCACUGCAGGCUACAGCUCUCCUGCUCUUCUUUCUUUUUGUGUUUGAUACUAACAGCAGUUCUGGCUGUGAAACACACAGAUGAUGAUCUCAGCAGUGUCUUGCUAAUCCUGGCCGCACAAGUGAACGGCUGAUGCUGCACCCAGAGAUCUCUGCUGAAGGGACUGACCCAAAUCCCUUGCCUGCCAAAGUUUAAUGCUGUUGUGGAAGUGGAGAGCCAAAACAAUCCAGAGAGCUCUGUGGUGCUCUCUGCAGCACCCAUCGGGAGCCAAAACAAACAGUGCCCAAAGACUUGACCUCACUGAAGAGACCUGCAGCUUUCGUAUGUGUUGAGCACUGAGAGCUGUGGGUAUUUGGAGCAGGUUUGAAAGCUGGCCAUCAUGGUUUUAUCCUUAGUGCUGAUCACAGAUACCACCUGAUUAUGAUUUCUGUGUUAAUUUUAUAAGGAUUUGGGAUAAAUGUGUACCUUUCAUACUUCCCAGAAAAGAGCCUUUGUGUGUUCCAAAACACUGAUGUAUUCCUGGUUUUUAACUCCCUCUGCAACAUGUGAAAUCCUUGGGCCAUCAGGACAGUCUUGGACAGGUGAACAUUGUCCCUCUGCUCGGAGGGAGCAGAGACUUAAUCCAAACGCAGUUCUUGCAGACAGCCUGACCAGGUCAGUGAGUCUGCAUUGCUGAGACAAUAACUGUGUUCCCUAGACAUAGUGCUGUGCCUUAUUAUUUUACCAGCCUACAUCUGUCUCGGUGCAAUCAAUUUACUGUUCAGGGUUUCUUAUGUAUUGCAGAUGUUCAUACUAAAUGUCAGUGUCUGAAGAACUCACAGGUUAGCCUUUUUCUUCUAACUAUUGUGAUGAGGUGUAAUGUGGUGGAGAAUGUAUAAAGCAUUUAAGGUGCAUGUGAACGUAACUCUGUGAAGGAGCACUUGGGAAAUAAGUCAGUCUCAAACUAUGUAUCUAAAUGUAAUGAACAGAUAUUUCCUAAAGUUGUAUUUCGGUUCAUUUUUCAAAGAAAAUAAAUACAUAAAUUUUCUUUAGCAACAGACUGUGCAAAUUCCUAAAAGUCCUUGAUUUAAACAAAAAAAACAAGCAUUAAUUAUUUCCAGGUGGUGUCUCUUGCCUGGUAUUGCCAGACCCUACCUCCUGUGGCAUCCAACUAGAGAUCAGCUGAAAAUGUUCCAGCUCUGUGUGAACAGAUGAUUUCCGUGUGUCGGAGCCACACGUGAUGAUUGCUCUGUUCUCCCUGAUGGGGUUGUAAUUAGAACAUGCCCAAGUUUUGCCAUGACAUUCCUCAGUUGUCACUUUCUGAUUCAUCCCACUAGAGAGCUUUUUAAAGCCCGGAAUCCUGCUUAUCCCUAGGCUGAAAAGAGAAAAUCCAGUAACAGCCACUUAAGGAAGAUUUGCUUUUAUUAGAAACCUAUAAAUGGAUAACCUACUGUACACAAGUGGAUAUUA